GGCAAAGGGAGUUGAAAGAGCAAAGGCAAAAAAGAGAAGAAAGGGUUUGCUAGCUACUUUAGCUCUCUCUGAGUGAGUUUUGAGUGUGCUUUGUUUGUUUAAGAGGAUUGAAAUGGAAGUAAUUAAGAAGAUGAAGGGAGGGGUGGAGGCUAAAAAAAAUGAAGCAUUGACGAUGGUGAAGGAAGAGGUAGAGGCGAAGAAAGAGGCCAUUAUGAAGGUGAAGGAAGGUGUACAGGCAAAGACAGAGGAAGCAUUGAGGAAGGUUAAGGAAGGUCUAGGGGCAAAGACAGAGGAAGCAUUGAUGACGGUAAUGGCUGAGGUAGAGGAGAAGAAAGACGAGUUUAUGAAGGUGAAGGAAGAUGUGGAGGCGAAGAGAGAUACGUUUAUGAAGGUGAAGGAAGAGGUAGAUGCGAUGAAAAGGGAAGCAUCGAUGAUGGCGAAGGAAGGUUUAGAGGCGAAGGCUGAGGAAGCAUUGAUGAAGCUGAUGAAAGAGUUAGAGGCGAAGAGAGAUGCGUUUAUGAAGGUGAAGGAAGACGUAGAGGCGAAGAAAGAGGCGUUUAUGAAGGUGAUGGAAGUGGCAGAGGCGAACAAAAAGGAUGCAUUGAUGAUGGUGAAGGAAGGCGUAGAGGCAAAUACAGAGGAAGCACUGAUGAAGGUGUUUGAUGAGGUAGAGAAUAAGAAAGAGGCGUUUAUGAAGGUGAAGAAAGAUGUGGAGGAGAAGAUAGAACCAGUAAAAACUUUCAUUCUCGGAGCAUUGGCUUGUCACUCUUCCAAAAUUGGAGAUACCGUACCCUCAAUUUUGUAUCCUGUGGUGAAUAGUCCACCUGUUGAUGUACCUGUCCAACAAUCUCAUGUAGAUGGAACAUCCUACACUGGAAACAAGCACUUUAAAGGUUUUAGUUCUUCAACUCAAAACAUUCAGGAGCAAAAUGGAACUUAUACUGACUUAGAAAAAGGGAGUACAAGUGGAAAUGGAAUAGAAACCUUGGGAAGCAGAACUGCUGAGGGAACCAUAGAAUUAUGCCUUGAAAAUUUAUAUCAACAGCAGGAGUCACAAGAAUUCUAUUGUCCUCGUUGUAAUACCCGCAUCAAAAAAGUACUAAUAAAACCUCCUGAAGAAGAUAUAUUUAGAUGCACAAACUGCUUCGCUUUCCUCAUCCCUGGAGGCAAUUGUUUAUGCAACAUAUUUCGAUCAAGAAAACAAGAUGAACAACAACCAGCGAGAGCUGAACCACGUAGUAGUAAAUCAUGGCAGAUUCUAAAAAGCAUUGUAUAUGGUGGUUUAGCUGAAUCAAUUACAAGCUUAGGCAUUGUGACUUCCGCAGCUAGUGCUGAUGCUGCCACAUUGAAUAUAAUGGCUUUAGCAUUGGCAAAUCUGAUUGGUGGACUAGUCACCAUUAUACAUAAUCUUUGGGAAUUCAAAAAUGACGACUCAACUGUGAAAUCGGAAGACACUGGCUUACAAGUGGAUCGUUACCAGGAAAUACUGGGGAGGAAAGAGAAUUUCUGUCUUCAUGCAACAGCUGCUAUAUUAUCUUUCCUUAUUUUUGGAUUAGUGCCGCCUGUUGUCUAUGGCUUCACGUUCCGUGAGAGUGAUGACAAGGACCUAAAGAUUGCAGCAGUUGCAGGAGCGUCUCUGAUAUGCAUCAUAUUACUUGCGCUUGCAAAGGCUCGCACUCAGAGCAAUCCCAAGUAUAUCCUAACGGUUGUUCAAUAUGUUGGCGUCGGAAUCGGGGUCUCAGUUGCCUCUUAUGUGGCCGGUGACUUGCUUGACAGAUUAUUGGAGCAGCUUGGCUGGUUCCAGCAGACGCAUGGAGAUAAGACUUUUCCCCUUCCCCAGUUUAUGUCCAUGUGAUGGUUACGUUGAAGCCUUACACCGGAAUCCUUCAAGUAUAUUAAUUACAAUUGUGGAAAUUUUCUAGUGUGAGUCUUUGAAGUUCAAGUCCUACUUCAGCAGUACCAAUUUCCGUUUGGAUCUUUUUUUCAGCUGUUUAUAGCACAAAAGUUAGCCAUGGUAGUUCGAGAUAGUUGGGCAAUGUAAGAAAGUUCCAUGUAAUAAAAAUAAAAAAUGAAA
Messenger RNA from Ziziphus jujuba (common jujube), 2074 nucleotides. RefSeq lists its product as uncharacterized. The record is from RefSeq and is a predicted model, not a curated record. The transcript has 6 exons. Bases 113 to 1855 code for a protein of 580 amino acids. Lineage: Eukaryota; Viridiplantae; Streptophyta; Magnoliopsida; Rosales; Rhamnaceae.